GGCUUCCCAAAGCCAGGCGAGCCGAUUCCGCGGUUCCAGCCUCUAACUGCAGCAUGGAGUCGUCCCGGGGCCGGCCUGGGCCCGAGGCGGACCUUCUGGCUCCGGGGGAGCAGCAAGCCGCGAUAUCCAGUGGCGGGCCGGGCCGAACGCCCUCUGAGACGCCCUCAGGCCUCCGGGUGUCCGGGGAGGAAGAGGCCGAGAACGCUGGAGGCGCCGGCCGCCACCUUAGGGUGUCCCUUAAGUCUUCGAGCCGCAGCGUCGCCCACCGGCCGGAACGGGAGGUUCGAGAGGACGAACCCGGCCGCGGAGGGACGCCGUCUGGGGUCGGGAGCCGCCGGGGAACGGCGCGGCCAGAGCGCGGCGCGCAGGAGCCCUCCCGGAGCAAGGAACCUGAGGAAAAGCCUCUGGAGGAAAAGCCCGCAUCCGAGAGGGUCGGCCGUCGAGGGAGCCCCGGAGGCGUGGGGAUGGAUGCGGAGCCGGAGAAGGAAGAAGACGAGGAGGCGGGGGCGGGCGGCAGGGCUGGCCGGUCCUUCUCCAGCCGCCUUCAGGACAGCCGCAGCCUGGACGGACUGAGUGGGGCGUGCGGAGGCGCGGGGUCCACAGCGGCUGCUGAGUCCGGCGCCGGCGGCGGGCGUCGCGCCACCAUCUCCAGUCCCCUGGAGCUCGAGGGCACGGUGAGCCGCCAUGGCGACCUCACCCACUUCGUGGCCAACAACCUGCAACUCAAGAUUCGUCUGAGCGCUGCCCCUCAACCUCUGCCCCCUGCCCCUGCGCGGCCCUGCUCAGCCCCUCCACCCACUCCAGCCAUCCCCCCCAUCGACCCCGACGUGCUGCGGGACCUGGAGCGGCUGAGUCGGGAGCUGGGUGGCCGGGUGGACCGUCUGCUGCGCGGGCUGGGUGGUGCGGUACAGGAGCUGACAGCGUUGAGCGUGGGCUGCAUCCAGACCUACCGUGACGCCGUGGACUCCCUAGGCGAAGCCGUGGACAUGAGCAUCAAGGGCAUGUACACCCUGCUGGCGCGCUGCGAGGAGCUAGAGAGGGCUCUACAGCCGGUUCAGGGGCUGGCGCGCCAAGUUCGGGAUAUCCGACGCACCCUGGAGGUGUUGGAGGCCCUGUGCAAGUGACCAUGAGUGCAAGGGAGGCCUGGCCAAAGCAGGCCAGGGGCCACCAGGACCCUAAGGACUCUUCAAGGAGCCCUAAUGGGAACUGCCGGCUGAGGGAAAGCCUGGAUGUUGGAGGCUCUUCCAGAUGAAUUUAGCAGGCCCGGCCCCCCUUCUCGGGGUUUUUGUUGCAGGUGUAUAUGGGGGAGUUCUGUACUUUCUCUUAGUGGGAAGGGAUGAUGCUCUGCUUCUAUUUAGUUGGCUCUCUGUAGCCACCUUGUUCUCCCCAACUUUGUUCCCUAACUAAAACACCAUCACUGGGAACCCAGGGUUUUAGGUCUUGACUUGGAGGAUAUUAUUGCAAUAUGUGACCAAGAAAGUAGAACAGAGGAGGCCCCCCCCCCCACUGUGGCCAUCCUGACUCCAGUGGCUACAUCUCAGGUGCCAGGGGCUGUGGGAAGUUGAGUGGCCCUUAGACACACACCACUCAAAGGAGGAUGCACACCUGCAGAUGGAUAAUCUGCUUCUGCGCUCCAGCCCCCUGCCAUGCCCCUUCCCCAGUCAGAAUGGAGUGGCACCAGGAGGAAUGCACUGCAUGACGGAGGGGGUGAAUUGGGAGGGGUUUCUCUGCUCUCAGGGUUCAGGUAGUAUUGCUGCUGGUUUUGAAGCCCACCUGUUGUGGAGUGUUCUAAUCAGUUUUGGCUUUCUGAGUUUUUGUGGAAUUAAAGUGCUGCUGCUGCUAAGGCUGAGGCUGAGUCUGUAUGGGGUCAGGGAUUGAUGAGCCAAAGGAAUGGGAGUGAGCCUUGCUCUUUUUCCAUGGAACUCCCUUGGGACUGGUGCUGGGAGUGGUGUGGGGUGGAUAUGGUUCUUGUUCUCAGGCAGUGAAUCUUAGGGGAAAUGCACAUCACAGAAAUGGGCUCAGAGGGCCAGUCAGAAAAAACUGAAGCAAAUUCUCCAGAAGAGGAAGGGAAGGGGUCCUAUUAGGUCCUGGAGUGGACAGCCAGGGGCUAGGCAAAUAGAGUAUCUUGAUUUUGGAGGAAAACUGGGACCCCCUCGUUAGUUCCAUUCUUAAUUCCAUUUCCCACAUUCCUCUAAUCAGUGUUAUAUGUCUGUUUUGAGACAUUGUUAUAAUCCUGGCGGCCUUCUAUUUACAGUUCAAAUAACAAAUUCCAGGAGACCUACCAUGUGGUUAGGAGAUUUAGAAAAAACUGAUUCCUUUUAAACUUUCCCCAUUCUUUUCUAAAUAGCUAUACUUAGGGCUGAAUCUCAGUACUUUUCUCUUUGGGUGUAAAAAGUUCCAGCUUUGGAAAUGCUCCACAAGUCUUCCUCAUUAUUUACACAAUGUCUAGAAAAUAUUUGAAAAGACACUGGCCCGUACGGGGAUCGAACCCGCGACCUUGGCGUUAUUAGCACCACGCUCUAACCAACUGAGCUAACCGGCCGGCUUAGCUGGUUGUGGCCACAUAAACCUGUAUAGAAGACAAAUGAGUGCUCUGUCCUGUAAGCAAAAUUUUUUCUCAGGGAAGCAAUGAAAUGAAAUACGAAUUACCUUGAAAAGCGCCGAGUCGUAGUACUUACGAGUACAGACUUCGGCGAUUGGCGGAAGCUAGGGUUACAAACGUAGGACGCGGAACGUAUAAUAUACACAUAGUGUACACACAAACAACCGGCUUUGGUUGUUGGACAGCUUGACAGCUCCUGGUCGAUUACUGAAGUGAAAGGAUUGAUUGACAUGCGGGAGAUACAAUGCCUGAUGGCUAGAGGCGCCCCACGCAGUAUAUACACAAAAGCAGGAAAUACCGUGGAGGCACCGCUGGGAUUCGAACCCAGGAUCUCCUGUUUACUAGACAGGCGCUUUAACCAACUAAGCCACGGCGCCCCCUCGCCAGCCGCUGGUAUAUUAUUUCCCUGGCCAAGUCAGUUUCAGGACAGGUGAGUGCUAAAGGGCCAUUUACAAUCAAUUAUUGGUCAAGUUAAUGAGGUAAAAGGGAGGGGGAACAUGAAAUCAGUGGAGAGGUGACGGAAAUAAUGAAUUUGGGGAGCGGAAAAGCGACGAUAAAUUCUUGGUUUCUGGAUUACAAAACUGAACGCCGGCAUCAGGCCAUCGCAAACCGACGAGGAUGGGAUUCGAACCCACGCGUGCAGAGCACAAUGGAUUAGCAGUCCAUCGCCUUAACCACUCGGCCACCUCGUCUACGGGAAAACGCUUUCGGUUCUUCUCUCUGGGGUUUGAGCUCCGACUCCUGAGUAAGCGUGAACCCACUGAGGAUUCAUGAAGCGCGCUUUUGGAGACAUUCUCCCCAAUACCGCGAAAACCACUCAGUGUGUUGUCAGUCCAAGCGACCUCGCGGCCCCCAGCAUCCGACCCUGCUUCCUCCGUGCUGUGCAAUCCCGAGCGUGUGCCGGGCCUCAGGCCCAAACUCACCGUGCACCGACCUGCCGUAAAAACGACCGCGAGACCGUUGGGCAUCCCGCAUGAGGAGGAUCUACACGUCGCACCGGAGCCCUCCUUUUCCAGCCCCUACAAGAUCCUUCUUCUCGGGUCUCUGGGCUCGAACCUAGCGGGGAAUGUGGGAGUAAAUAAAAGCAAACGAAACCUUGGUGGUUGCAGGGGAGCGUAAAUAAGUAGGCUGACCCCGACGUGAUUUGAACACGCAACCUUCUGAUCUGGAGUCAGACGCGCUACCGUUGCGCCACGAGGUCGGCUGGCCGCAUGGGUGGACAGGUCACUUCAUGGCCAAUUGUCGUCCAGGCGACCCCGGGUCCUGGAGAUCGCGGCGCAAGAGCUAUAGGACGUUUCUGAAUUUCUAAAGUGCUUCCAGUGUGUGCCUGUUCUCUCCCAAGCGUGCGGUGGGUGAGCGGGGUCCCCCGCACCCCGCAGGGCAGCUCUUUGCGGGCUCAGGGCUCAGCUGUCCCUAUGACCCGAUCCCUGGCGUCCUGCUGACGACCACUCGGAAGGCCUAGGUCUCCUGGAGAAAUCAGGCUUCACAGCCCAGAGGGGCAGAUUUUUGCACAAAACGGAUGGAAGGACAGGGACUCGGCCGAACGUGAUGCAGCCAUGCUAGAGAGCGGGACAACCUGAACGGACAAUUCCAGACCUGCAGAAACCUGAAUCCACCCAAGAUGGAGAAAUGAAAGAGGCCUAGGGGAAGAAGGUGGUUCCAGUCCUUGCUGAACAUGAAGGAACAGGAGGCCAAGAAGGUGGUAAAUUCCCUUUUUGAGAAAAGGUCCAAGAAUUUUAGCAUUGGAUAGGACAUCCAGCCCAAAAGGGACCUCAUCUACUUUGUCAAGUGGCUCUGCUACAUCUGGCUGCAGCUACUAAAGGCUAUCCCCUACAAGAGGCUGAAAGUGCCAUUAACCACUUCACCCAGGCCUUGGACUGCCAAACAGCCACUCAACUGCUUAAGCUGGCCUAGUAGUACAAACCAGAGACAAAGCAAGAAAAGCCCUGGCUGAUAAGAAAGCUGCUGGCAAAAGAGAUAUCCCCACUAAAAGGCCAUCUGUCCGUGAGGCAGAGGUUGAUACUGUCAUGCCUUCAUGGAGAACAAGAUUCAGCAGAUGGUGACUGUACAUGAUGUGUAUCCCAGUGAACUGGUCAUCUUCCUGCCUGCCCUGUGUCAGAUGAAUGGGGUUUCCUAAUGCAUUGUCAAGGCAAGGGCCAGACUGGGGCAUCUCAUCCACAGGAAGACUUAUACAACUGCCAUCUUCACACAGGUUAACUCAGAAGUCAAAGGAGCCCUGACUAAGUUGGUGGAAAUUACCAGAUAUGAUGAAAUCCAGUCACUGUGGAGGCAACAUGCUGGUUUGAAUUGCCAGGCUGGAAAGGCAAAGGCUACAGAACAUUACCAAACUGGGCUAAGCGUACACUGUUGCAUCUUCUGUACAUAAAAAUAAUAAAUA
Talpa occidentalis (Iberian mole) is the source of this 5000-nucleotide messenger RNA. RefSeq names its product BLOC-1 related complex subunit 6 (gene BORCS6). Gene Ontology annotation, cellular component: BORC complex. NCBI's taxonomy places the organism in Eukaryota, Metazoa, Chordata, Mammalia, Eulipotyphla, Talpidae. Gene Ontology annotation, biological process: lysosome localization. The coding region runs from base 54 to 1124 and encodes 356 amino acids. The record is from RefSeq and is a predicted model, not a curated record. The transcript has 3 exons.